AUGGCUACUCCCUUCCUUCCACAGCCGGGCUCGCCUCUGCUUCAACUUCCCGGAGAGCUCCGCAACAAGAUCCAUCGGAACGUCUUCAAGCAGGAGGGCCACAUCUUACUGGUACCAUCGACCGUCAUUCCGGGGCCGGUCAUGGUUUGCGCGAUUCCAGACAUUGAGUUGCUUAGUACCUGCCGCCAGUUUUACAACGAAGCCAGAAGUAUACUUUUCUCGGACAACACCUUCAUGCUAUCUACGCAAAUGGACGCUUUCACCGACGCUUCGACCCUGGGACUCCUUAGCAGGUGGAUGGCAGGUCUUGGUUCCAACCUCGAUUACGUGCGCAAAGUCGUCAUCGAUCUCGAGCCUCUUUGCCCGGGAUUAUGUCAGCCUGCCCAUGAUAGGAUCGACCUGAAACCUAUCAUGAUGAUGAUCUGGCGAUAUCAGGAUAUACUCACAAGCCAAGGCAAUCGACAGCGCGCGAAGAUUGAGGUGUCAUACGCGUUCUCGGGACGAGAUCUUCGUUCACAUGACCACUGGAGCACUCCAAUCCCGUACCCCAUCAACAAGUCCAAUCUCAAUGCGCUGAUUACACUGUUGACGCCUCAGCGUAGUCCGGAAAUGAGCCCCUAUCUACGAGCACCCCGGUCGCUUCACAGCAUCGAGGCCACAGUCGACGGUCUACAAGCCACGUUCAUCCUGAAAAAGUCUAGCCAUCAACGUCCCGAUGAUGCCGCCCUUCCAAUCAUUCCAUACGAUGUGGACAGCAACGGACAACUUAAAAGGAUGCAAUUCCUCCCUAGCCGGAUGCUCCGUCUUGCGAAUCUGCUUUACUCGACCUCGAUCAAGCAGAACCUCCUUGGUAUGCUUAUGGAGUCAAACGACCAUCAUUGUCUUACAUUCAACAUUGAGAGCCGAACAAUCUCACGCCGCCUACCCGAGUUAUUUUCGAUCAAUCGCCAGUUCCGAAGAAUUGCCCUCAAACAGUGGCAGCACAUAGAUGUCAUUGGAAAGAUGACGUCACGUAGCGCACAGGCUUCGUUCGAUGAUUUCGCAUCGAUGCAGGCUUGGUGUGCGGCUAGUGGACUAUUCUUCCCUGAUAAGUGGGAUGAGCGCCCUGAUAUUCCACCUACUCUGAAGAUGCGCUUUGAGCUACCGGAGCGAGAGGACUUUUCAUGUCUCCGGAUCUCGAUCACCAACAUUAUCAUGGCAACACUCGAACUCCCUGUGAACUCACGGCUGUGGGUUGAGCAGUUUAAUGGCGGCCUGCCCCUUCAAUACCAGACGGGAAAGCUGUACAGACUUCAACGGCAGAUGUUUGUCUUUCUCGCUGACGUACUGCACUUACACCCAGAUCGCAGUAACGAAGCCUGUCCCGACGUUAUCAUGGACGGCAAGUGUAUUAUCAAAGACAUCGAGUAUGAGCGGGAUGAUGGUAGUAAGUUUACAAUCAAGUACGAGAGGGCGGACGAGGACCUUGAAGAGAUGGAAGAGGACAUCGAAGACUGGAUCAGUCAUUUCAUCGAACAGGAAGAGGUGGAUAUAGCGGCUUACGUACCCACUAUCGCCUACCAAGAUGAUGACCCUUUCGGUAACAUCGUUGAGAAGUUCCGGUACGACUUGAGCGCGCCCCACCACCCUUCUUUGCGCGGAGUAAUUACAAAGCUGGCGUGCUUCCUAUACGGAGCUGAUGUAACUGGUGAGUACUGGGACUGA
Alternaria hordeiaustralica is the source of this 1704-nucleotide messenger RNA. RefSeq lists its product as uncharacterized. The transcript has a single exon. Bases 1 to 1704 code for a protein of 567 amino acids. Lineage: Eukaryota; Fungi; Ascomycota; Dothideomycetes; Pleosporales; Pleosporaceae. The record is from RefSeq and is a predicted model, not a curated record.